UUUUCCUCCCAGGGACGAAAUGGAGGCGGCCGCCAAGGGGGGGCUGCUGGUCCAGCUGGCGCUGCUGCUUCUGACUAGCCUCCAAGUUCAUUCUGCAACUUUUGAAAUCAUAACCCCUUAUUCGCUCUAUGUGUGUCCUGAAGGUCAAAAUCUCACUCUGACUUGUAAAAUCAGUGGGGUUCUCGCCAAUCGCCAUGAUUUACUCUCCAUCGUUUGGUACUUCAGCAACAAAAUUGACCAUGGCUGUUCCCAAAGAAAGCAUAUCCGCAACAUCACUUCUAAGGAGCUUCAUCGUGAAGCUGAGAUGCACCAUAGCCAACUUCACGGGAAUGUCACGGCUGCGAAAUACGCCCAUCACGGAUUGGAAUACUUUUCAAAUCAUCAUGGCACUUUCCAUGUCACCAUAGCAAAUCUUACCCUUCAGGACAAAGGAUACUACUGUUGUUAUAUAAUAGAGUCCAAGAAAGAAAAGAAGCUGCACGUGUUGCAGCACGCUUAUGGCUUCAUGGAACUUCGUAUACACAAAGCAAAUGGUUCAUCUUCAAACUGUACAUUUCAUCCUGCUGACAAUACAGAAAAUACCACAGCAGUGACAAUUGCAACAGUGGCUUGCAUAAUAGGCAUUCUGUGUUUGCCUCUCAUUCUACUCCUUAUUUACAAGCAGAGGCAAAUAAUUACUAACAGGCGUGCUCACGAACUCGUAAGGAUGGAUAGCAACGCCCAUGGCAUUGAGAAUCCCGUCUUUGAUGCUGUCCCUGACAUAGAGCCAGAAUCCAGGAUUAGGCCUCAGCUAUCAUUUAUGGCGAGCCGUCAGGCUUCCGAGUCAGACCGACACCUUCUCUCCGAGCCAAAUACCCCUCUCUCGCCUCCAGUCCCGGGAGAAUGUUUCUUCCCAUCACUUGAUCCUGUUCCUGAUUCGCCAAAUUUAACAAAGGAAUAGUCAAAUAAAGGAAGAGGUUUAUAUUCUGAAUUUUUACCAGCAAUAUGAACAAGGCUUAUUAUUUGCUGCUUUAAAGGAGAAAGACAGAGACAGAGGGAAACAAAUGUGAGAAGUUUUUAGGAGACUGUUUUAAAGUCUUGGAGGUGCUUUUUGACUGUCCUAAUAUUUCAAUAUAUUGCUGUUCUCUGAUUUCUGAAACAAUUCAACAUGGAGAAUAUGGAAGACAAGGAAAUAUUAUUGUACUCUCCUGGAAUUCUGCAAACUUUUUGUUUUCACUGAAGUUACUGAAAUGUGUUUCUAACGUGUUGUAUGGAUUAAUCAGGUCAAGAUCAUAUUACAUUUUUUUUAACUAUAAAGGAUUGUGAAUAGCACCACCAAAAGCCUCGCGCUGCAUUCAAAAUGCCUUGGUUCCCUAGAAACAGAAAAUAAUUUACAUGUACAAUAUUUUUUUUUACUUUGCAUAUAUAUCCUUUAAAAGAUUGUAUGUUUGCACGUUUUAACAUAGUGAUAAGAGGCUUUGCUUGUAUCCUGUCCUCAAAAAAUCAGACCCCAGAUGAACUAUCUCCAUAUUUCACUCUGGUUCUAAUUCAGUCUUUUCUUUGCUCUCUUUUUAUUUGGUAAUGAUUUAAGGAAAUCUAGAUGAAGGUUCUCAAUUGCAUAACUUACAAGUAAAUAUUAUGGUAUUAGUAAGAAUAUGUUGAAAAUCAUGAAGGAUAAUCAUGUUAGAACAUUAAAAAAAUGGAUUUCAAUUUAGCUCUGUUGAACAACAGUUUGCUUUUACAAGCUGUUUCAAAAGCAUUUUAUAGAGGGUUUAAAGAACAUUAUAGAUUUGGUACAUUUUGUUUAAAUGAUAACUCUGUCAUUUUGGUAUAAUUUAUCUUGUGCUUUGUAAAUGUUUAUGGCUACGUAGCCAGAGGAAAUUCUUUAAGUGAAGGAUCUUUCCAGAUGUGCAUUAUAGAAAUAAUUCAUGUUGAUAUCUUUAAGUUAAGCUGUCUGGAAAAAACAAUGUCCUUAAUAGGGUAGAAAGUACAAGUAAUUUUUAUUAUAGAUACAAAUUGGCCACAGCAAUCAGUAUUUAGAGUUGUUUAAUCCUAGUUUCCAAACGAGAGUAGACGUUUGGUCUAGCUUCAGUCUAAAUCAACGUUUUUCAACAUCAGCAGCUUUAAAACUUGUGGAUUUUAAUUCCCAGAAUUGUCCAGCCACCAAGUUGCGGAUAUUGAGAAACCCAUCUCUAAAUACAAGAAAUUCCUAAAAAGAAUGAGUGAUAUUUUCAGUGUGUCAGGGAUUUCAUAAACAUAAUAGUCAAGAUCAGUCAAGUUAAUUUUAUUCUGAUAUCUAAGAAGUGCCUUAUUUUUGUCUGGCAAUAACGUUACAACAAAGAUAAAUUACAUAGUUAACUAUUUGUAGCAGUUUCAAAAACAGCUACUUGACAUUGCCUAAUGGCCAAUUCUUCCCCUUUUUUUCUUGGUGAGGUAUGAUUCAUUUUUCUCUUCUGUUUUUGACAGAAUUGUUGCAAUGUCUUCUGUUGCUAUAUGUACUCUGAUAAGCUACAAUUUACUAAAACUCAUCCUUAUUGAAAGUAGGAAACAUUCCUGAAUUGUAUAUUACCAAGUAAAGAAUGAGAUGUUCGGGCUGUUCACCAUUAAAGAUACGUUUAAAUAGAAAUUUUUGCUUAAGAACAAAAAUUAAAGAAAAAAAAAGUAGGUAACCUAAUUAAUUACAUGAAGAAACUGUACUUUUUUUUGUUCUGCUUACUUCUUCCUCCUUGGUGACUACUUACAAGCGAAGUCUUCUGACUUGCCCUCAGAACAAGUUGAAUGUUUAUUUUCUGUUGAUCAUAAGUUGAUACAAUAAAUGGCUAUUAUUUUGGGGGGGUGACAAAAAGAACCAGAUCCAUUUUUCUUUUGUGACAGAAAGAGCAAUAUCUAGUU
Molecule: messenger RNA, 2871 nt
Organism: Pseudonaja textilis
Lineage: Eukaryota; Metazoa; Chordata; Lepidosauria; Squamata; Elapidae
Gene: VSIR
Product: V-set immunoregulatory receptor
Biological process (GO): negative regulation of alpha-beta T cell activation; regulation of immune response
Cellular component (GO): plasma membrane
Source: RefSeq, a predicted model, not a curated record